Molecule: messenger RNA, 2526 nt
Organism: Cyprinodon tularosa
Lineage: Eukaryota; Metazoa; Chordata; Actinopteri; Cyprinodontiformes; Cyprinodontidae
Exons: 3
Coding region: 457-2154 (565 amino acids)
Source: RefSeq, a predicted model, not a curated record
UGUCUUUUUCUGACUCACUGGAAUGUGCACGGCUUUGUUGCACAAAUGUAUUUUUUUGGGAAUGCAGUCUUGCAGGUAAUUAAUAGGUGUGGGCUCAGGUUAUGUGCCACACUGCAAUGGGAGGUAAAGGUGUAGCUGCAGAGGGAGCGGUGAGGAGCACAAACAGCCAGAGGGUGGAACUGACAGAGGGGGGCGAGGCUGUCACUGGAAAGGGAAAUUAAGGAGUAAGCAAGAUUGUUCCUGCAAAAACUGAUUCACUUUCACGGCUGGAAGGAGAGGAAGGCAGGCAUGGUUGGAGUUAAACCAGAGAAAGAAGCUAGGAAUCGGUGAGGGGGAAAACAGCAAGCCCAUCAGCAGCCAUUAUUUAUCUUCAUCUGUACGCCGAGACCACUGGAUAAUUUAUAAGCCUCCCCUCAUUGUGUUUGAGAGGAGGGAAGAUUAGCUGAGCUCACCACCAUGCUGAGUCCUGCUGCUCUCAGUGCAGCAGCUGCUGCUGCUGUCUGCCUGCUGGCACUUCUGGGCCCAGGCCUGUCUCUUCCCGCUGAGCAGGACUCCGAGCCAGGCCUCACCCUCUGCGACGGCUCCUUCUACAGACAGAUGCUUCCUCUGGGAGCCUCAGCUGAGCUGCCCCUGCACCGCCGCUGCCACAGGCUGCCCGGGGGACAGGCGUUUGCCACUCUGUCCAGCCCGACCUGUGACACCACUGUCUGCUCUGCCUUUCAUCUAAGCCAUGGAUGGACAGGGAGAGAGGAGGAGCAUGGGGGAGAGACUGUGGUAAGGAUGAAAAGUAAAAAAAAAAAAAAAAAAGCAAUGAUUUGUCCAAUAACAAUAUUUUCCUUUUUUUACUCCAAGACAGAAGAAGAUGGUGCCAAAGCCACAGUUCCAGCUCUUCUUAAGGGAGGAGCAGAUCAGUCUGAUCCAAGCUCACCCAUAAACUCCCCUUUUCAACAGUGGGACUCAGCAGUAGCAGCAGUCAUCCAGUCUAGCAUCAUCCCCAAGUGUGCCGCUCUAGGAGGCGGCCUCUACAUCCUGACAGGAGCAGGACGACUUGGGGCAGCUGAGGAUGGAGAUGAAGACUGUCAGGCCAAACUGCUGUGGUCUGCAGUGUGCUGCUCUCCUCCAGAGGGGAAAGGCAGCUUCAGUGUAGGGUUAAUCAAAGAGACAGAGGAGGGAGAGUGGCAAGUGAGCAUGAAGGAGCUGGAGGAUAUGUUAGGGGUGGCAGAGAUAUUCUCUGGAGGCUGUGGGGGAGACAACAGGGAGACGGCUGCAGCCAUAGUGGGGCUUCCCAGUUACCAGCCUCAUGCAAAUGCUGCAAAAGCAGAGGCAGAUGCAACAAAUGUUAUAUCAGAAACUAUUGACCCACAUGCAAAGGAAGACAUAAAGGAGGGCAGCAAAGUGCCUGAAGAAAGGUCUGCGGUUGGUGCUAAAUCACAGAAUGCUGAUGUUUCUGACCUUUCAGACGAAACCGUAACAGAAUCCCUACUUUCUGUGAGUAGCGAGCAGUCAUAUAGUGAACCUGUUACUGAAGAGGACUCAAACUCCUCCAGCACUUUGGUCUAUCUCCUGUCCACCACCUUGUCCAUCAUCAAGGCCCCCCUGCACCCCGUCUUCUCCACCAUCACAGAGUUUCCUGCACAGGUAACUUAUGUUCUUCAGGAAGAUCUGGGAAUUCUCUCCGCGCUGCCUGGUGACACCCUCACUCUGUUCCACCUCCUCAUCUCUGACCUUCUGUCCUGGAUGGGAUCAGCUGCAGAUAUGCUGCUUGGUAUUGGGGGGACCUGCUUCUCCAGUUUUUAUUUCUGCACCUCCUCAAUGGCAGAGGCCCUGCUGAUCAGCUGCCAUACUGGGUUAACAGGAAUGGGAACCCUGGCUGCAGACACAGUGGGCAUUUUUGGAGGCGCGCUGGAUAAUAGUUGGUGGGUGACCAAAUUUUUUGGAGGGAGGCUGUGGGAGCAGACUGAGGGCUAUGUGGGUACUGUGGCGUCUGAAAUGCAGGGUCAAGCUCAGGGUGUAGGUGGGGGUCUGGGCAGGCUGGCCUGUAGAAGUGGGAGUGGAGUGGGCAAUGUGUUCAGGAUGGGAGGGAACUUUAUAAUAGGGAUGUUGGAUGUGAUUUUAGGUGGAGUAAGGGAGGCGUUUGGGCAAGAAUCAGAGUAAAGGAUAAAAGGAUUAAAGCCAUAAAUAAAGUGUCUUUAUUCUGUUUUUGUUUAGAUUUUUCUAAUGCACCAUGGUUAAAAAACAAAACAAAAAAACACUGAUGUCAUUUGAUAUGCCUUGCAGUUUUUUUUUUGUUUUUUCUUUUUUUUUUUAGGUUUUUUUCUUCUAAAUAAAUGUAACAAAUUUUAAAUGUUGCACAUUGUUGAUCACUGUGGAAAAGCUGGCUGUCCAAAUAUCUUGCUGCACCUUCAGGUCUGAUUAAGAAAAACACACUGUUUUCACUGUGCUUUGGGAUGGAAAUGCUCAACUCCUGUGUUUGGUUUUAGCACCUGUACAGCUGAAUAAAGGAGAAUGCUUGCUUUCAACACUUAA